This is a messenger RNA of Annulohypoxylon maeteangense, 3096 nucleotides long. RefSeq names its product vacuolar segregation subunit 7-domain-containing protein. NCBI's taxonomy places the organism in Eukaryota, Fungi, Ascomycota, Sordariomycetes, Xylariales, Hypoxylaceae. The record is from RefSeq and is a predicted model, not a curated record. Gene Ontology annotation, cellular component: fungal-type vacuole membrane; PAS complex. The transcript is spliced from 2 exons. Gene Ontology annotation, biological process: vacuole inheritance; positive regulation of phosphatidylinositol biosynthetic process; protein localization to vacuolar membrane. Bases 241 to 2802 code for a protein of 853 amino acids.
CGGUUCUCAUUUGUGCAACAUUAAAUCUUGGACAUACAUUUAAUUUAUCCAGUGUGGAAGGAGAGUCGCAUGCGAAUCUGCUGCCACAUCACGAUGAUCAUCCUCUCUGGAAGCACAGCCGUUAUACUUCCGAGCUAAUCCUAUUCCUGGUAUUUCGUGGCAUGCCCGCAGUAGACGUGGUUCCAUUGUUUGCGCCGGCUCCGAUAAUCUUCCACGACGACCAGCCAACCAGCUACCAAGAUGGCAAACAAUCCUCUUGCUAUGGACACCAGCCUGUCCAGUCUAAACUCCGCUGACAACGACACAUCAGCCACUUCAAGUGCACACUUAGACUCCCAACAGUCCAAAUGGACUUCGGCCUCUACUUCUCUUACAGCAUCCCCGACAGAAUCGAGAGAUCCGUCACCAAUACGUCCUUCCGCUAACACAGGCAGAACAAGUCGUGGUUCUGCCUCGUCACCCGCAGCUAGGUCGCGCAAGAGCAGCUUUCAGAACCCUAGCCCGUCUAGAACUAGACCUAACGUCCAAACACCCUCUACGACCCCACGACAACAACUCUCUUCUACUAAUACGCCAUCACUUCCUCCUCCAUCAACCCCGACAACUGUAUUGAGAGCUCCUGUUCCGCAGAAAGCUGCCCUUGCAUCCGAGUUAUCGAAGGACGCACCUCGAUGGCCUGUAUCUCCUCGGUUGAAAUCCCCGCCUCCUAAUAUUGGCCGACCUGCAGGUGCAGAAUCGUCGACGCGGAAUGAGCUCGAGAUAUCCGCCAUAAAUGCUAGGCGAGCCACACCCUCACCCAGCUUAGAAUCUGCCUCCCAGUCUGCCUCCGAGAACGAGACAGAGGAGUCGCAGCUGUCUUCGGGUAUGAGAACUCCUGCUCGUGGGCCGAGCAAUGGGUCCUCAACUCUAGAGACCGUCCAGGAAGUCAGCCAACCCAAUACGCCGCGCCCGGGUAUAGAUAUAGCAAUCGAAAAACUUGCCGAGACUGCCGCUGCUCAGUCAUCUUUGCAAUCCAAGAGUUCCUGGAAUACGGUCAGGAAGGCCGAGUCUAGUCAGCAUGGCACUAACAGCGAGAGCGGGAGCGAUGGUGGGAACGCGAAGACGAACCCGAGAAGGACGAGUACCACAGCCACGCCCUCUCUCCACAGCAGACAGUCGAGCACCGCGAUCAAAUUUGGUGGUAAGGGUCCGACUUCCGCCGAGAGUUCCUCGAGGAACAUGACCGUAGAAACGGAACAAAUAAACAAUCUCCCGGGAAUUUCGUUGGCCCCUAGUGUAAGAGGUCAAGGAGGUAAUGGAAGCCUUCGAACGAAGCCAAGUUCGGAGACAAUUAAACCAAAGAAGGAUAAAAAGAAGCACACAAGAAAACCUGCUUCUGUUGCUUCGGGCAAUGCUUCUUCUAAAGCAGAUAUCUUCGAGGCCAAAGUUGCCAGCGCGGUCGAAGAGGCCAACUCUUCCGAUUCGGACGAGACAUUCGUAUACGAUUCGAACCCACCGGAUAUAGGCGAACGCCCUCGUCGUUAUCACUCACGCACACCGAGUGCAACUUCCAUGGCUAGUCAGGUCGAUCGGAGUGGCAUGCGAUCACUAGGAGGCAUGAUGGAAACUGGCCCCCCUACUAUCCCUGUGAAGAAGAAUAUGAAAUUCGUGAAUACUUACACCAGCAGCGGAACUGAUGGGCCUCUCGUAGACGACGACGGCCGAGGUACGAGCCGAAGCAAUGUUGGAUCUGCGAGAGGUACCAGCCGCCACCAUCACCCCGGCCGCUGGGGUCGGAAUAAUAGUAGCAACCACACCUCUUUAUUCGACAACGAAUCGCCAUUUCCUGGUGCGACCAAGUCGAAAUUCUCGAGUAAUAAUCCGAGACAGUCAUCCAAUCCACCAAGCCCUAGAUUUAAUACAAGUCGGGGUUGGGCAUCUAGUAAACGGCAAAUGACGUUACCUGGCACCUACGACAUGGACGAUACGACGACGGGCGCCGAUGACGAGAGAACUCCUCUCUUGACUGGUGCGGCUCGAUCUAUCCGAUCUACUCGAAGUCGACGAAAUCCUCACUCGAGAAACCUCGAGGCUCAGACGUACCAGCGACGACCAUCAUUCCUUACCCGGUUUGCUAGCUGCCUGGUUCUUACCAUGAUGUUAUUGGUUGUUCUCACAGGAGCGCUCGGGUUUAUGUUCGCAACAUCUCAACCGCUCACUGAUAUUGAACUUGUCAAGAUUGGCAACGUCCUAGCUAGCGAGCAGGAGCUGAUGAUGGACAUUACCGUCAGAGCGCAUAAUCCUAAUGUCGUUGUUGUAAUGAUAGACACCGCCGACUUGGAGAUUUUUGCGAAGUCCCCGCACGCCGGUACCGACUCAGAAUGGUGGCGACACCCUAGCGGAGAUGAAUUUGGAACUCUAGACGAUCCGAAGAACGAUCCGCCAGUCAUCAGACUACCGGGAGACCGCGACGACAGCGAUCCGCCUCCCGAAGAUAGUUCACCUAAUAUGCGUCUUGGAAACAUCGUCGUUUUCGACAGUCCCCUAACUUACGAGGGAUCGUUAUUCCAAGGCAGCAUUUCUACCUCUACCGGCUCGUUGCGUCUAAGCCGACCUGGUAAUAGUACCGACAGUGGCACGGAGCGAUGGGAACGCAUUAUUUCGGACGAAUUUACGUUGAUUGUCAAGGGAGUUCUGAAGUAUUCGUUACCUCUUAGUCAGAGGAUUCGAAACGUAGCGAUCUCGGGAAAGACAGUUGUGAAGCCGAAUUCUGCGAAUAACCCAUCACUCCGACCAAACGAGACCGAGAUUGCGAUACAAUAGUAUCGACGACAUGGGCCACACCAGCCCACAAACCACACCAUUUUAUUUGUACUUUUCACGCGAUUCUGUAUAUGGAGCAGGUAUGGCAUGGCAUAAAGCGGGAGCUAGGCGUUGGAUCCUCGAAUAGGGACAUACGACGAGGCCUUGGGCUUAGAUCCCAGACUAGGGGAUCACAUGAACUCGGUUGUCCCUUUUAGGUGUUAUUGAUAUUCCCAAAGUCCAGAAAGAAUGGUUUUUAAGAUUUUUACUUGAACAGAACAAGGGCAUACGGUACCAAGAGGUACCCAAUAAAAU